Messenger RNA from Carica papaya (papaya), 2423 nucleotides. Its product is annotated as subtilisin-like protease SBT4.6. NCBI's taxonomy places the organism in Eukaryota, Viridiplantae, Streptophyta, Magnoliopsida, Brassicales, Caricaceae. The record is from RefSeq and is a predicted model, not a curated record. Gene Ontology annotation, biological process: proteolysis. Gene Ontology annotation, molecular function: serine-type endopeptidase activity.
UAUAUAUAUGAUAUAAAAGGAAACAACUUCAUGUAUCAGAUUCAGUCUCCUCAUGAAUCCAUGUAUAAAUACCAGUCCCGUCUUCUCCCCAUUGUCACAUACAGAUCAACAAUGGCUAACCAAAGGGCUAACCAAAGUUUUGUAAUGUUUUAUUACCUUCUCUCUGUUCUUAUUCUUAACAUGAGUCCAUUUUGUGAUGGCACUGAUGAAGAUAGAAGGGUCCAUAUUGUGUACAUGGGAUCACUUCCUGAUGCCGGUGACUAUAUACCAUCAUCUCAUCAUCUAAAAAUGCUUGAAGAAGUUGUUGAGAGCAGUCCUGCAGAAAAUUUAUUGAUUAGAAGUUACGGAAGGAGUUUCAAUGGAUUUGCAGCCAAACUCACUGAUUCUGAGAAGCAAAAACUCGCUGCAAUGGAAGGAGUAGUUUCAGUCUUCCCUAGUAGGAUUUAUCAUCUUCAAACAACAAGAUCGUGGGACUUCAUGGGAUUCAACGAGACUGUGGAUCGUAAUCCCAGCCUUGAGAGUGACAUGAUAGUUGGUUUACUUGACAGCGGAAUCUGGCCUGAGUCAGAAAGCUUUACUGAUGAAGGUUUUGGUCGUGCUCCAAAGAAGUGGAAGGGUGCUUGUAUAGGUGGCAAAAAUUUCACUUGUAACAAUAAAAUCAUCGGAGCUCGAUAUUAUACUACAGAAUCAAUGCCCAUGGAUUCUACAAGAGAUACUGAUGGCCAUGGAAGCCAUACUGCUUCUACAGCUGCAGGAAACAAAGUAAAAGAUGCAAGUUUCUAUGGACUGGCUCAAGGUACUGCCAGAGGAGGAGUGCCCUCUGCAAGGAUUGCUGCAUAUAAAGUGUGUGAUCCAUUUUGUUUUCCAGAAGCUAUAAUGGCUGCUUUUGAUGAUGCCAUUGCUGACGGAGUUGACAUUUUAUCCAUUUCGCUGGGAGCAGUAGUAGAACAAGAAUUUGAGGAUGAUCCGAUUGCAAUUGGAGCUUUCCAUGCAUUUGAAAAAGGGAUUCUUACAGUACAUUCUGCAGGAAAUCAAGGUCCUGAUGCCGGAACGUUGGGAACUGCUGCACCAUGGAUGCUUACGGUUGCAGCGAGCAGCAUAGAUCGUUUGUUCGUUGACAAGGUCAUUCUCGGGAAUGGGGAAACAUUAGUAGGAAAUUCAGUUAAUUCUUUCAAUCUAAGCAGAGUAAAUUUUCCUCUCAUAAACGGGCAAAAUGCCUCGUCCGGGUCAUGUCCUGCUGCAAGUUCUCAGUUCUGUCAGGAUGGAUGUCUAGACAGUAAAUUGGUAAAAGGCAAGAUUGUGCUUUGCGACAACUAUGAUGUCAGUACUGAAGCUCACAGAGCUGGAGCUGUGGGAUCAAUAAUGAGAAAUACUUUACUUGUCAAUAUCUCCUUUGUUGACCCCUUAGCUGCAUCUGGUUUAACUGAUAGAGACACUGACAUAGUCAAGGCCUAUAUGAAUAGCACAAAAGAACCUGUAGCAACAAUACUAAAAAGUGAGACUAUUAAAGAUUUGACAGCUCCUACAACGGCUUUCUUCUCUUCGCGCGGACCAAGUCAUUUUGUAACAGACAUUUUGAAGCCAGAUUUGACAGCUCCUGGAGUAGAUAUUUUAGCUGCAUAUUCACUUGUUGCUCCGCCAUCUUAUGAUCCCUUGGACAAACGCAGUGUAAAAUACAAUGUAUUGUCUGGCACCUCAAUGUCUUGCCCUCAUGUUUCGGGGGCAGCUGCUUAUAUCAAGACAAUUCACCCUGAUUGGUCUCCUUCUGCAAUCAAAUCUGCUCUAAUGACCACUGCUUGGCCUAUGAAUUCGUCCCAAACCGCUAAUGAGUUUAGUUAUGGAUCCGGGCAUAUCAAUCCCCUACAAGCUGCUGAUCCUGGACUCGUAUACGAAUCUUUUAAAGAGGAUCACAUAAAAUUUCUUUGUAACCUGGGCUAUAAUGGGCCCAAACUUAAGCAAAUAGCAGGAGAAAACAUCACUUGUCCUGAAGGGUCUAAGAAAUCAUUGGUGAAAGAUCUUAAUUAUCCAUCAAUGGCUGCCAAAGUUGAAUUCGAACAACUAGUUGUUGUCACUUUUCAUCGAACUGUUACAAAUGUUGGCCCUGCAAACUCCACUUACAAGGCAAGUGUUAAUCCAAGUUUAGUGAUGAACAUCAUAGUGGUGCCUGAAGUACUCGUGUUUGAAUAUCCAAAUCAGAAGAAGUCUUUCAAUGUCACUGUUCUUGCAGCACCAUUGGGAGAUGAAGUAAUUCUAUCAGGAUCACUUGUUUGGUCUGAUGGCAUUCAUAGAGUCAGGAGUCCCAUUGCAAUUCACACUAUAACUUCUUAGUUAAUAGUAAUUCGAUUAUCGUAGCGAAAUGUUGCUUACCAAAAUCUUGUAAUAAACAUCUGGUGCAUAUAUAACGCAGUCUCUUAUUACCUGCA